Molecule: messenger RNA, 735 nt
Organism: Eimeria necatrix
Lineage: Eukaryota; Apicomplexa; Conoidasida; Eucoccidiorida; Eimeriidae
Product: alanine dehydrogenase, putative
Exons: 2
Coding region: 1-735 (244 amino acids)
Cellular component (GO): plasma membrane
Molecular function (GO): L-alanine dehydrogenase (NAD+) activity
Source: RefSeq, a predicted model, not a curated record
AUGAUCGUCGGCUGCCCCAAAGAAAUCAAGCCCCAGGAAGGCAGAGUGGGCCUCCUGCCCGCAGGGGCUGCCGAACUUGUCCGAAAUAAACAUAAAGUGAUAAUUCAAAAAGGGGCCGGCGAGUUGGCGGGGGCGCCGGACGCGGCGUACAGCGCGGCGGGGGCGGAGUUGGUGGAGGGCGCUGCUGAGGUCUUUGCGCGCGCGGAUUUCGUGGUAAAGGUGAAGGAGCCGCAGCGGGAGGAGUACCUGCUGCUGCGCGCGGGCCAAGUGGUCUUCUGCUGCUUCCACUUCGCCCGCAGCCGCAGCCUCACGCAAGCCAUGCUGCAGUGCGAAGCUGUUUGCCUCGCCUACGAGACAGUGGAGGAGUUGCUGCUGCUGCAGCCCAAGUCCGAAGUGGCUGGCCGGCUGGCUGUCUUCGAGGGCCUCCACCACGACUUGCUUCGACUUCGCGCCAUCGUGAGUCUCCAGCCUCCCUUUCCAGGCCUGCUGCUGCUGCUGCUGCUGCUGCUGCUGCUGGCUGUUCGCGUUUGCUGCUGCGCAGCUUUUGUUCGGCGCUUGCAGCUGCGAAAGCCGCAGCAGCAGCCGCAGCAGCAGCAGCAGCAGCAGCAGCAGCAGCGCCCGCCAGCAGCAAACAGUGCACUUCUCCUUUGCUGCUCGAGCCGCUUAGUUUCGCCAGAGCCCAGCGAGGCGCAGCAAACACUCCCCGUCCCUUUUGCUUCCAAGCUCGCACGCUGA